AUGGAUAUGAGUUAUGAUCCCCAGGCUACACCACAAUCCAAAGUUCUAGAGACCUUCGACAUGUCACCAGAAUCCGAGAUGGCCGCAGAAUUCGAAAUGGCCGCAGAAUCCGAGAUAGACCAAGAGAUGGAGGUAUGUCUAGAGCUUGAGAUGACCCCCGAGUUUGAAGAGAGAAUUCCAAUAGUCGAAAGUUUUCCAGAUAUCGAGGGAUUACCAGAGCUGGAGCAUUCUCCAGAUACUGAGCGAGCGCCAGAGUUCAGCGCACUAGAUUCCGAGAUAGAAGAACCCGAGGAUGAGAUGGAUGCUAUGCCGAGUUACCAGACUACGACCGGUAUAGAGUGUGGGCUAGAUGGGAACCCGGACUUCUGCACACCCCUUCUUGUAAACAGCAUCUUAGCAGUGGCAGCGACGUAUUCCGAUUAUCCAGAACUCCGUGCUGUUAGGGGCAUGGACAGAACACGAGGCCAGGACUUCUUUGAGGAAGCUGAAAGGCUAUGGAAGGCAGAAGAGGGGCGGUCCACAUUAGCCGACAUUUCAAGCAGUGACCCUGAUGAUCUGAAAUUUCAGGGCAAACGCCAAGCCAGCUGGCUCAUGCUCCGACAAGCUGUCCAGCUUGCAAAAGACAUUGGUCUGUUGCACUCCACAGGAAGAUUUUGGAAUCCAGACAUGCCGGUCAGGAACCGACAUGCGGAGAUGUCAUUCGAGCGCAGCAGGUCCGCAUAUCUUGAGCCUCCGUGUUGGAAUCCUGACAAGGUGCAUGACUUCAACGACAGAAUCUUGUGGAGCGCAUACCCAAGUUUCAAGCAAGACGAUCUUCAGGAAACGCCAGCUCAACUUGGUGCGACCCUGGACAACACGAUUCUCCUAGCCAAAAUUGCCGUGAGGAUCCAGGAAUUCUUAUUCAAUGAGUCCUGGCGCAUGCCGACGUCCGAAGUGGAAGCAACGGCGGAUGUCUUGUUAGGUCAAGUGCGGCUCAUUAUGGAAAGCCUACCUGAUUCAGAAAGCGACCAACAAGAGCUUUCGCACAUCUUACUUGUGCAUGGUAUUUUUCAAGUACCUCUGGGACCACAGCAAUUGGAAGCAACGCCCGAGAAGCUCUGGUCAUGCCGGCUCGAACCUAUCAAAAAAAUUGUCGAGUAUCUCCGCGUAUUUGAAUCUAGGUUCGGGCUGCGGUCGAAUUCCGAGACAGAUGUUGGAGCCCGCUCACCGCAGUCUUCUUGCUCUAUUAGUCUUCAGCAACCAAGAAGAGUCGUGGGAGCCAAUGAUAGAGCUCUGUCGAUUCCUGGCGGCGUGCAGCAAGAGGUUGGUUUUGGCGGAGCAUAUGUGUCUCCAUUUCGAACAGCUGAUCAAAGCUCUAAUCUCGAGUUACCACCAGAAGCACUCGCGGUGCUGAAAGGCAGCGAUAACGAUGGGUCACAGUGGAUGUGA
Aspergillus homomorphus CBS 101889 is the source of this 1428-nucleotide messenger RNA. RefSeq names its product putative C6 transcription factor. The record is from RefSeq and is a predicted model, not a curated record. The coding region runs from base 1 to 1428 and encodes 475 amino acids. The transcript has 5 exons. Lineage: Eukaryota; Fungi; Ascomycota; Eurotiomycetes; Eurotiales; Aspergillaceae.